Messenger RNA from Gordionus sp. m RMFG-2023, 741 nucleotides. RefSeq lists its product as uncharacterized. Bases 1 to 741 code for a protein of 246 amino acids. NCBI's taxonomy places the organism in Eukaryota, Metazoa, Nematomorpha, Gordioida, Chordodea, Parachordodidae. The transcript has 4 exons. The record is from RefSeq and is a predicted model, not a curated record.
AUGGAAGAAGAUAAACCCACUUCCAAAUCAAAUUUAAUACAAACAAAAUUAACCAAUUUGGAUUCAUCAACACCUGGUGUAUCCCAAAAAUUGGCUGACAAAGUCAUUAUGAACUUUAUAAUAGAUACUGUUCAACCAUUAUCCUUGGUGGAUAAUGAUUCUUUUAUAAAGAUGAUAAACACUUUUUCUCCACGGACCAAGAUAUUUUGCCGGCAGACAUUGAUGGCAAGAAUUUUGGAGAGCUUUAAGGAAAUGAAAGAAUCUUUGAUAUUAAAUCUAUCAGAUGUCUCCUACGUCUGUACAACGGCAGAUUGCUGGACUCACAAUAGAAGAGCUUAUUUAGGAAUAACUGCACAUUGGAUUGAUCCUAAAAAUCUUAAACAAAAAUCUGUAGCGUUAGCUCUAAAGAGAAUAAUUGGCUGUCAGACUUAUGACAUUCUAGCCAAUAUUAUUGCAGAAAUCCAUAGGUCUUACAAAAUUCAAAACAAGGUUAUGCAAUAUGUUGCUGCCUCACUUAAAAUCUUAGAAGUGCAAGAUAAUAUGAGGAUGGGAUAUUAUGUGCCCACACUGAGUAUAUUAAUUACCAAGCUCAAAAGAAUCAAUAAUCUAAAAUUUUGCCAACCACUGGUAGAGUCUAUGCUAAAAGGCAUUGAGAAAAGAUUUCCAGAUCUGUAUGAUGAUGAUAAUGUAAUAGCUGCUAUCGUUCAUCCUAGUUUCAAGUUAGGCCAUACAUUAAUUUGA